AUAUACUGAAUGCCAUGCUGCGUUUAGCCCGAAGUUUACUUGAGAGAACAACAAGUGGGCUUGCAAGACAUAGAAGUUCUGCCUUGAAAACCCUAGCCAUUGGUUUUCUUCAAAGGGAUGAAGGAUCAAAAAAUGGUAACAGAAAACAGGAAGAAGGCUUUGUCUGUCAUUUCUCUGGGUCAGCUUCAAGCCCUAGCUUGUCAAUAUGGAGGCGGAAAAAAGAGAUGGGAAAGGAAGGUCUUAUCAUUGUUAAAGAACUUAAGAGGUUAAUGUCUAAUGCAAUUAAGCUCGACCGAUUUGUGCAGUCACAUGUCUCUCGCCUCCUUAAGUCUGAUCUUUUUGCGGUUCUGGCUGAGCUCCAACGCCAAGAUCAAGUUUUUCUCUCUAUGAAGAUAUAUGAUGUGGUGAGAAAAGAAAUAUGGUAUCGCCCAGAUAUGUUCUUUUACAGGGAUAUGCUUAUGAUGCUUGCUAGGAACAGAAAGGUGGAUGAGGCCAAGAGAGUAUGGGUGGAUUUGAGGAGGGAGGAAGUCUUGUUCGAUCAGCACACUUAUGGAGACAUUAUCAGGUCCUUCUUAGACAGUGGAUUGCCUUCUGAAGCAAUGGAGUUGUAUGAAGAGAUGAGGCAAUCUCCUGAUCCUCCAAUCUCUUUGCCUUACCGUGUUAUCUUGAAAGGGCUCAUACCAUAUCCUGAAUUGAGGGAGAGGGUAAAGGAAGAUUUCCUGGAUCUGUUUCCUGAUAUGAUCGUCUAUGAUCCACCAGAAGAUCUAUUUGAUAAUUCAGAAAUUGAUAAGAGAGAGCAAAGAUGAUUAAGGAUGCCAAAUUCAUUACAGAUGCACCCAAAUUUUGCUUUCUUAUGCAGAGUUCUGAAAGGCAAAGGCUCAUCAGAGGCAGAACUUUCACAAGGGAGAGAUUAUAUACGGGUACUUGGACAUUAUUCAGUGUUUAUGAAGGCCUUGUAAGAACACACAGAAUCGUGUUUGGUGAAUACAUCCAAUCUAGCAAACAUUUUGGGUUGUGGAGCAAGUUAUUGAAGGUGAGAUGUCUUGUUGUGACAGAAGAAAAGAAGAUGGUCAGCCCAAUCUAUGUCGCCUAUACAAGGCAAGGACAUGACUGGACAAUUGUCUGUUUAAACUAAGAGUUGAAAUAUCCAACACAAUACGACACCCUUGUACAGGUAUCUGGGUGUCAUAGAACCCAGUAUGUUACUUUUAAAACAGUUCUCUCUCUCUCUCUCUCUCUCUCUCUCUCUCUCUCUCCCUCAUUUAAUUACCUUAUCAUUUGAUAGGGCAAAGAAAAGUCGAGCAUAAAAAAAAAGAUUGAAGAAAGGUGUAUUUGACAUGA
Nelumbo nucifera (sacred lotus) is the source of this 1341-nucleotide messenger RNA. Its product is annotated as Pentatricopeptide repeat (PPR) superfamily protein. Lineage: Eukaryota; Viridiplantae; Streptophyta; Magnoliopsida; Proteales; Nelumbonaceae. Gene Ontology annotation, molecular function: protein binding. The record is from RefSeq and is a predicted model, not a curated record.